This is a messenger RNA of Choloepus didactylus (southern two-toed sloth), 6908 nucleotides long. RefSeq names its product NADPH oxidase 5 (gene NOX5). Gene Ontology annotation, biological process: defense response; superoxide anion generation. Gene Ontology annotation, cellular component: NADPH oxidase complex; plasma membrane. Gene Ontology annotation, molecular function: calcium ion binding; superoxide-generating NAD(P)H oxidase activity. The transcript has 17 exons. The record is from RefSeq and is a predicted model, not a curated record. Lineage: Eukaryota; Metazoa; Chordata; Mammalia; Pilosa; Megalonychidae. The coding region runs from base 89 to 2437 and encodes 782 amino acids.
CUUUAACAAGAUCAAAGCUACGGGUGACUGCAGGAAUGUGCUGGACAAAGGCUGUCACUGUUAACUGUUGCCUGAUGGUUACAGCACCAUGAGUGCUGAGGAGGACGCCGAGUGGCUUCGGUGGGUGACGCGCCAGUUUGACAGCAUUGCAGGAGAAGACCGGGAGAUCAACCUGCAAGAAUUCAAGGCAGCCCUGAACUUGAAAGAGUCCUUCUUUGCAGAGCGAUUCUUUGCCCUGUUUGACUCCGAUGGAAGCGGCACCAUCGCCCUGCAGGAGCUGCGGGAGGCACUGACCCUGCUCAUCCACGGCAGCCCCAUGGACAAGCUCAAAUUCCUCUUCCAGGUGUACGAUGUCGAUGGAAGCGGCUCCAUAGACGCGGAUGAGCUGCGCACGGUCCUGCAAUCAUGCCUGCGUGAAAGCGCCAUCUCGCUGCCGGAUGAAAAGCUGGACCAGCUAACACUGGCCCUCUUCGAGUCGGCUGACAAGGAUGGCAGCGGCGCCAUCACCUUCGACGAGCUACGCGACGAGCUGGAGAGCUUCCCUGGUGUCAUGGAGAACCUAACCAUCAGCGCCGCCCACUGGCUGACGCCCCCCGCCGCCUGGCCGCGCCCGCGCCGCCCGCGCCAGCUGACCGCCGCCUACUGGCACAACCACCGCAGCCAGCUGCUCUGCCUGGCCGCCUACGCGGGCCUCCACGUGCUGCUCUUCGCGCUGGCGGCCAGCGCGCACCGGGCCUACGGCGCCAGCGUCAUGGUGGCCAAGGGCUGCGGCCAGUGCCUCAACUUCGACUGCAGCUUCAUCGCGGUGCUGAUGCUCAGGCGCUGCCUUACGUGGCUGCGGGCCACAUGGGUGGCUCAGAUCCUGCCGCUGGACCAGAACAUCCAGUUCCACCAGCUCAUGGGCUACGUGGUGGUCGGGCUCUCCCUCGUGCACACUGUGGCUCAUGUGGUCAACUUUGCACUCCAGGCUCAGUCCGAGGCCAGCCCUUUCCGGUUCUGGGAACUGCUGCUCACCACAAGGCCUGGUAUCGGCUGGGUCUAUGGCUCGGCCUCCCCGACGGGCGUUGUUUUGCUGCUGCUGCUUCUCCUCAUGCUCGCCUGCUCCAGCUCUUGCAUCCGCAGGAGUGGCCACUUUGAGGUGUUCUAUUGGACCCACCUGUCCUACCUUCCCAUGUGGUUCCUGCUCAUUGUGCAUGGGCCCAACUUCUGGAAGUGGCUGCUGGUCCCCUGCAUCUUGUUCUUCCUGGAGAAGGCCGUCGGGCUGGCAGUGUCCCGCAUGGCAGCCCUGUGCAUCACGGAAGUCAAUCUGCUCCCCUCCAAGGUCACUCACCUCCUCAUCAAGCGGCCCCCGCUGUUCCACUAUAGGCCUGGUGACUAUGUAUACCUCAACAUCCCCACCAUCGCUCGCUACGAGUGGCACCCUUUCACCAUCAGCAGUGCCCCGGAGCAGAAAGACACCAUCUGGCUGCACAUCCGAUCUGAAGGCCAGUGGACAAACAGACUGUACGAGUCUUUCAGGGCUUCAGACCCAGUGGCCCGUGGCUCCAAGAGGCUGUCGACGAGUUUGAGGAUGAGGAGGAGUCAGAGAAGGCCCCAGCCCGAGCCCAUCCACUCCUGCACCUCGGCUCAGGAAGUAGUGGCUUCCGACAAGGACUUUACUGUGGACCUGACGUCCUGCGGCCCUGAGGGGACUCCGUGCCAGGGAGGCGAAGGGCUCGUGUACUUGGGGACAAAGGAAGGAACACAGGCACGGUGGAGAGCCGCUUCCAAGGCCCAAGACGUGGCCCCUGAGAUGCCCUCUGAGAACCACCAAUUCUGUAACAUCAAGUGCUACAUAGACGGACCUUACGGCAGCCCCACCCGCCGGAUCUUCGCCUCUGAGCACGCUGUUCUCAUCGGGGCCGGCAUCGGCAUCACCCCCUUUGCUUCCGUCCUGCAGAGUAUCAUGUACAGGCACCAAAAGAGAAAGCGCCUUUGCCCCAGCUGCCAGCACUCCUGGAUGGAGGGUGCCCAGGAUGACGAAAUGAAGCUCCACAAGGUGGACUUCUUCUGGAUAAAUCGGGACCAGAGGUCUUUCGAGUGGUUUGUGAGCCUGCUGACCAAACUGGAGAUGGACCAAGCUGAGGAGAAUCAAGACGGCUGCUUCCUGGAGCUGCAUCUGUACAUGACCUCUGCACUGGGCAAGAAUGACAUGAAAGCUAUUGGGCUGCAGAUGGCGCUUGACCUGCUGGCCAAGAAGGAGAAGAAGGACUCCAUCACGGGGCUCCAGACACGGACCCAGCCUGGGCGGCCUGACUGGAGCAAGGUGUUCCAGAAGGUGGCUGCUGAGAAGAAGGGUAAGGUGCAGGUCUUCUUCUGCGGCUCCCCAGCUCUGGCCAAGGUACUCAAGGGUCACUGUGAGCAGCUCAACUUCAGAUUCUUCCAAGAGAACUUCUAGCCCCACCUCUUCAAGCGCUGUCCCAAACCUGCGUUGCCCGUCAGCUUGGCGAACCUUGGGGAUCAUCAAUGGGCGAUUCCGAUUCCUAUUGUGAUGGUAAAAGUGCCCCCGAGACCAGGUUCAGACAACCCAGCCAGUGGGACCCACUAGGGGACAACUAAUCCUGGUCAGCACAUUAGAAUGGGAGGCCCCAAGGGGCAGAUUCAUCUCCUUCAGGACCCACGGGAAUGGAAAGUGCCUUGCUCGGUGCUGCCGUGUGUUCUGGGACUUUGGUGUUGGCCGCAGAUGGUUGUGAAACUGACGAGACCAAAAGCUGGUGGCUGGAAGAUGGGGUUGGGAGGAUGGGAGAGGGUGUAGGGGCUUCUCAGGACAACUGCUCCUCCUGACGGCCUCUGCAGGGAUCCUGUCCCCGGCAACAGUGGGCCCAGAGCUGCCUAAUCAUCUCAAUCAUUUGGAAAAUUUUAUCCUCAACAUUUUUUUUAUUUCUUAUUUUUGAAUUUUUUAAAACGGUGAUUGUUUGGCUUUUUUGUUGUAUUUUUUAACAUUUUUUAUUCUUUUAAAAAUUUUUAUUUUUUCCUCAGCAUUUUAUUAUGACAUUUUUCAAACAUACCUAAAGUUAAAAGAAUUUUACAGUGAACAGUGUUACCCACCUCCUAGAUUUCUCAAUUGACAUUUUGCUAUAUUUGCUUUUUUGCAUUUCAUCCAUCUAUCCCUCCAUCAGUAUAUCUCAUUUUUCUGAUACAUUUAAAGGGCACAGAUAUCAACAAGCUUCACCACUUGGGGGCGCUGUCUGUAAAUGUGGGUUCUUGUGUCUCUCUCUCUCACAAGUUCUGAUUCCAAAGAUCUGGGGUUGAGACCUGGAAUUUGUAUUUUCUCCAAAGUCCAUUCCCAUAGGUGGAGACAAACAGAGCAUCUUCUCACCUCUGUCUGUGUCUUUGUCUUCCCGAUUCUCUCUUUUUCCGUUUCUCUCUGCCUCUUUGUCUCUGUGUCUCUUUCCCGGCUGUGUCCCUCAGUGCCGCUCCACUGCUCUGUAUGUGGGUCUCUCCCUUCUCUCCCUGCAUGGAGUCAUUAGAGAGAUGGGAUGGAGACAGACUUUGUCUGUGGUGUCAAGAAAAUGCCGUGUGCUUCGGGAUCAAGCAAGUCUGGACUCCAGACUCAGCUCGGCCAACCAACUGUGUGGCCCUGGCGCCCUCUUUGAGUCUGUUCUUUCAUCUGUAAAAUGGGACUGAUGGCAUCCACCGGUCACAGUUGACAUGAGGAUGAAAGAGACCCUGCAGUAUGUGCCCAGGAUCCUCCCCUUCCAUGCUUUGCACAGUGCUUUCUCACUCCAGGCAUUCAAGCCUCUGCAUCUUCUUUCUACACCAUGCCUCCCUCUGUCUGUCCCUGUCUCUCCAUCUCUAUUUGCAUCUGUGACUGGGUGGGAGUGGAUGGCAGGGACAACAAGUGUAAAAGCUCUCUGAGGACAUACUUUGGGGAGGGAAGGGGCCCUGGGCAGAGUGGGCUGGGAGUGUUGGCUCCAUCCCCUCAGAUCUGAGCCAGGCAUUUUCCAUCUGCCCCCACACUGCAAGCCCCAGUGAACCCCAUUUCCUGGGCAUCCUCCAGCUGGUAGCCAGCCUUGCUAGGUUCUGCCUCUGCUCUGACUUCUUCUGUGACCCUCCUCCCCCAAACUGCCACUAGGGGGCUAGAGUCAGGCACUUGCCAAUGGCAUUGUAGUUUGUAUCUUUUCCAUGGGUUGGAAGUCCAUGAGGGAGCACAAGUAAAGAAGCUGGGUAAUAACCACGACGAUGACAUCCUUAUAAAUGGGUGGGAUCUCAGGUGGAGGCUGGAAUGCUGCAGAUGAGAGAGGUGGUGAGCAGAGGGGGGAGGAGUGGCCCAGUGAAAGAACCCUGCAGGUGGGAAUGAAACAACGUUGGUGGGAAAUACUCUCUUCAAAGAGAAGCAGUGACAAAGAGAUGAAGACAUGGGCCAUAGGGGAGUGGGCAAAACACAGUGAGAACUGGGGUGGACAGAAGAUGGGAGAAAGGACACUCUCCAAGAUGCCCAGAGGAACAGAAGGAAGAGCAGGAGCUAACUGUCAGCCCUCAUUCAGUAUGGAGAGGCAGAAAGGAAAGGAACUUGGUUUUAUUGAGCCUCUACUGGGAACCAGCAUGUCCAGGAGACCUUGUGUUUAAUUUCCAACAUGCUUGGAGUAGGCAUAUACUUCGGAGAAAUGCAGGCUUGGAAAAAUGAAGUGACUAGCCCGAGGCCACACGCUUUGCUACCCAUUUCCUUCUUUGUUUUCCCCUCUUCAUCAGGCAUGGGAAGGAUUGGGAAAAGCCUGUCAAUAUCUGAAACAUAGAUGCAAAUUAAACAGGGUGUCCUGACUUACAGCUGGAGUAUGUAAAAGGAUGUACUGAAAUGACUAGAAGACUUGGCAGAGCAGGGUCUGUUUAGCACAGGAUUUCAUACACACAUGCAUACACACAUCAUCGUCAUCAUCAUCAUCAUUUUACAUUUUUGUCCAGCCUCUGUGCAUGCUGCCCUAACAUCCUGCAAACCCCAGUCCUCUGUCCCUUGGCCCUCUCAUAAUGGAUUUCCACCAGUCUCCCACACUUACAUACAGACAACUAGCUGUAGUUCCUUUAGUGUUUUGUUACACAGUGGGUGGGAGCAGGUGGAAGAAUUUGAGUAUAAGAUUCUAAAAUUCUAGUAAAGGCCCACCUGUUUGACCUAGGCCCAUAUGCCUAUGUUAGAGGUUUUCUCUCUAGACGUAUUCGAGAUUCUCGCAAGAGGGCGCUGCAGACUCAGGAAUCUCGAGAGUUUUUCUUUCUGCGAAGUAGUUGGUUCCUGAGUGGCAGUGAAUCAAAGCAAGGGGCAGGGAAGACUGCACCCCACUCCAAAGCAGCCCCCUCAGGGAGACCCCUCCAGGCUCAGUCUCUGGCAGAACUAUGAAGUCAGUAGAGUUCAUUUUCAAGGUCAGAGUUUCUCUAGCUGCCAGUCCCUCCCCCUACAUUCAGAUGCACAAAUGUGCGCACACACGCACACACACACACACACACACACACUCCUCCCUCCCAAUACCCAAUGUCCAGGUUCUGGGCGCCCUUCUUUUCUCCUUCUAGCAGAAGGCCCAUUUCAAGGUGCAGUUGAGCUGACCAGCCAGGCUGGGGAAGAGUCCCACAGGUCCUGGCUUUCCCUCAGUGGACAUAUCAUCUUAGGUGACAGGAUCAAAUAUGAUGGUAUACAGAACGCUCAGUCCGUCCAUCCGGAUGCUUCCCAGAAGGACGCCAUCCCACCGCCAACAAGAAACAAAAGCAUCUGUAUGGCGGGCUGACUUUGUUACUUUUCACCCAGAUGUUGGCAAUGCUGUGGACAUGUCUGGGUCCAGGAUAGAUGAGGCUGGCAGACACUACACGAGCAGAGAGGGAACCAGGCUGACCACGGGUAGAAGGUGGAUUAUCAGUGUGAGCACCCGUCUGCGUCCAGGCUGUGCGCUCCCCCAGGUCAGGUCCGUGGCCCCACAAUGGAGCACAGAAGAAAAGGGGGUGGUGCCCAUCAGGGCAAGGGGUUACUUAAAUAGAACUAUCCUCAGGAAGGGUCCUUUGCAUGUGAAAAGGGGUGUGUAACCACUUGUAAUUUGGGGAACAGAAGCACAAGUACAAGCUGGCCGAAUCCCUCAGUCAGGCUCCACAGUGCUGCAGGCAUUAGUGAGACAAACCUGGUGCAGCAUGUUAAUAUACUGGGAGUGCAGGGCGCUUGUGGGAGGGGAGGGUGACAUGGAAGUCACCAGUUCUCUGUGAAGACAAGGUAGACAUUAGAGAUUAGAGACGCCACCCGCCACUGGCUCUGGGCAGAUGCCCUGGAGAAGUGCAGUGGAAAAGACUUGUUCAUCUGGAGGCAGGGCUCCCAGGCGCUACAUUUGCCUAUGACCCAGCCAGCUGUGUGACCGUGCACACGCCACUUGACCUCUCUGAGUGCUCAUUUCCUUACCUUUAACCUGAACAGAUUAAGGAGGUAUGUGUUUGAAAACUUUGUACAUGCACAAUUUCUAAAAAGAUAAACAAAGAUAAGUUUAUUUUAUCUGUUUGCUCUGGGGAGUGGGAAUGAAAGGACAGGAAGGAAAGGGAGAUUUUUUACUUUUUAUUUUCUACCUUCUGUAAAAUUUGAAGUUUUUAUGAUAAACAAGUAUUACUUUUAUAGUUUUAUUUUUAAAGAAUUCCAAAUAGAGUAUUGCAUAAAGGAAAAAAGAAAAAAGUACCAAUUUUGUCUUGUGUAUGUAACGAAAAAAUAAAUGAUGUACAUGUAUAGUGUGGGGACAAAAAGAUUAAAAUGCUCAGAAAGAGGACUGGAAGGAUAUACACCAAACAGUUCACUUUGAUUAACUGUGGAGAAGGUAAAGGAAGACUUUAGCAUUUUCAUCUUAUCUAUUUCAUGUAGUCACACAUUACCUUGUGAUAAUAAAUGGUAUAUGAUUUGUAUACCAAGCACUUCA